Molecule: messenger RNA, 387 nt
Organism: Ciona intestinalis (vase tunicate)
Lineage: Eukaryota; Metazoa; Chordata; Ascidiacea; Phlebobranchia; Cionidae
Source: RefSeq, a predicted model, not a curated record
AGUUCUGUGAUGGCUUCUGUUGGAAAAUUAAAUCGUUUGUCGACUUUACGUGGAAUAUUAAAAGAAUUGAAAACAACUGGAAGCAAAAAUGAAGCAACGACGUUUCUUUUGAAUAAAUAUAAAUCAAAUCAGAUAACAGAUGGAAAACAUUGUCGCGAGGCUGAUGCACUGAACCACGACGCAUCAAGUUAUUAUUGUUUAUUACGAAGUACACGAGAAUACAAGGAAUUGUGCGAUAGAUAUCAUAGUGGGGAGGGAAGUACUGAAGGGGCUGCUAAGAGGGUUGGGUUAAAGUUGCCCAACUUGUAUAAAGAAGGUACUAAAGAAUGAUCCUUUGGGAAUAUUGUUUAUUUAACUGAUAAGACGAAUAAAAAUAUUUGAAUAAAU